AUGUCCUUGGCGACGGCGUUCAGAGACAUACAGACCCUGCUCAAGCGCAUUGACGGCACCACCGAGCCCUCCAGCAAGCUGGCACUCCAACGAGAGGCUCUGUCCCUCAUCAACGCCACCUCCCAGCGAGUGGAGUCGUCUGGGCUGUUCUCCACAAACGAAGAGGUCGACGAUCUCGCCACGGCAGACAUCCGGUACCUUCUCCUCCCUGCUUAUAGAGGGAGCAUUCUCUCUUCCUUCAUUACAGAGUCCCGGGACCAGAGGAAGACGGUGCUCUUGGCGGCACGGGCCUCCUUCAGCGCCUUCCUCCUCCGGCUCGUCCAGUAUAAAAUGCUCGCUGGCACAGCAAACGAGGCUGCCGCUCAAAUCCUCGAUCAGGAGCGCGAGGGAGAAGCCCUGCCAUUGGAUGCCGCCACGGUGCGGCAACGCAAGAUAACCUUCUUCAAGAGGAGAAAGGAGCUUGCUGCGCUGCUGGAGAGGGAGGGGACCAUGGAGGAUGCAGAUCUCAGGGAGGCAUCGGAUGAAGAUGCCAGGCGAAGAGCCUGGCUCUUGCACCUCGAGUCUGCAGCGCUGGCAGCUAUUGAUGACGUGGCAAUGAUCGAUGGGGAGGUGCCCCUCCUCAAGCAUGCCUCGUCCCUGCCGACGGCGCCGGGGGGGGGGGCUGUGGGUGUCGCAGACCGGCGCCGCACCGAGAAAGCGGGCGAGCUCUUGCAGGGACUGCGUGGGGUGGUCCAAGGCCUGCAGCAUGGUGAGCGUCAGCAGGUGCGUGACAACGUGUUCAAGCCCAGUCACAUCCUGCCCACGAUGAGCGUUGAGCAGUUUGGGGAGCUGGAGGCGCGGGCGGCUGCUCAGCGUGCGCAACGUGAGGAGGAAGCGGCGAGGGAGAAGGCCAGGGCGGAGGCUGGCCGGCGGUCAGAUGAUGAGGAUGACGACGCUGCUGCAAAGCAAAAGGUACUGGUGUGGAGUUAG
This is a messenger RNA of Auxenochlorella protothecoides, 969 nucleotides long. Its product is annotated as Immunoglobulin-binding protein 1. The record is from RefSeq and is a predicted model, not a curated record. Gene Ontology annotation, biological process: regulation of dephosphorylation; regulation of signal transduction. Gene Ontology annotation, cellular component: cytosol. Gene Ontology annotation, molecular function: protein phosphatase 2A binding. The transcript has 4 exons. Bases 1 to 969 code for a protein of 322 amino acids. NCBI's taxonomy places the organism in Eukaryota, Viridiplantae, Chlorophyta, Trebouxiophyceae, Chlorellales, Chlorellaceae.